Molecule: messenger RNA, 2267 nt
Organism: Manihot esculenta (cassava)
Lineage: Eukaryota; Viridiplantae; Streptophyta; Magnoliopsida; Malpighiales; Euphorbiaceae
Product: endoribonuclease YBEY, chloroplastic
Exons: 12
Coding region: 139-1938 (599 amino acids)
Biological process (GO): rRNA processing
Molecular function (GO): metalloendopeptidase activity
Source: RefSeq, a predicted model, not a curated record
UUCGGACGCGGGAGGAUUGGACGCAUUGAACAAAGGGGGUAGCAUAGCAGAGCAGCAGCCAAGUCAAGCCGCCACCGGACACCAACUGCCCUUUGCCUUCGCUUCUAUUCAACAUUAUUAAGUGAAAACAAGACCUAUAUGCCGCCUCCCCUCUCUCGUCUCCUCCGCACUCUCCACCCUCUCUUCCCUUCUUCAGCUCCGAUGGCGCGCGUUUUCUCACGCGCCACCUCUCUCCCUCUCUCAAAUCCUCUCCUUACCACUGCCUUCUCCUCCAUCCACUCUUCUUCUAGCCUGUCAUUCACUCCCAAAUUUAACCGCUUCCGCGUCCUUUGGUUAUCGAAACAUUCGGCGUUUGGUAAGAAUUUUCACGCUUUGAGCGGGGAAGGCGAUGGUAGGCUUCUGCGGCCAACAGGAGGGAGGGUUUGGGCGGCACAGCGAGGGUACCGUAAAGUGAGGAGGCGGGCGGUGCCGAAGAUUAGAGAGAAGGGGUUAGAGCUCAAUGUCAGCAUUUGCAUUGAAGAAAAGCUUCCCGAUGAUCCUGAAAUCUUGAGUAUUGCAGAAUUGCUUCGUCUUAACGUGCCAAUGGCAAUGAAGUUAGCGUUCGAUGAUUUAAAAGAUUCAGUUCAUAAAACAAGAGAUAUGGCUAUAAGGGAUGUUGGAGGAUUUGAAAGUGUUGAAUUGUCUGUACUUCUUUGCAAUGAUGAGUUUAUUCGCGAACUUAAUAAGGAAUGGAGGGAUGAGGACCAUGCUACUGAUGUUCUCUCCAUGUCACAACAUGUUCCUCAACUCAAGCUUCCAAUUCUUAUGUUGGGUGACAUUGUCAUAUCUGUUGAGACAGCUGCACGACAAGCAGAGGAAAGAGGGCAUACUCUUAUUGAUGAAAUCCGCAUCCUCUUGGUUCAUGGUUUAUUGCAUCUUUUAGGAUUUGAUCAUGAGAUCAGUGAAGAAGCUGAAGCUGAGAUGGAGAAGGAGGAGGAACUUCUUUUGAAGAGUCUUGGGUGGAAGGGAAAGGGACUAAUUCAGAGUGCAUAUGAUGCUGAAACUAAUGUGAAUCUUCAAACAGAAAAUUUACAUGACAGGAAAAAAGAAGGCUGUCUCCGAUUCUAUAAACCAAAAUUCAACUAUAUCUUUUGCGACAUGGAUGGGACAUUGCUGAACAGCAGAAGUCAAAUUUCCUGGACAAAUGCAAAAGCUUUGAAAGAAGCAUUGUCAAGGGGUGUAAAGGUGGUGAUAGCAACUGGAAAAGCUCGACCUGCUGCAAUAAGUAUUUUGAAGAAGGUGGAGUUAGCUGGUAAAGAUGGUGUUAUCUCCGAGUUAUCUCCUGGAGUUUUCUUGCAGGGGUUGCUUGUUUAUGGUAGACAGGGUCGGGAAAUUUUUAGAAGCAAUUUAGAUCCAAGUGUCUGCAGAGAGGCAUGCCUCUACUCUUUGGAGCAUAAGGUUCCUCUCGUUGCAUUCAGCAAUGACCGUUGCUUAACACUAUUUGAUCAUCCCAUUGUUGAUUCACUGCAUGCCAUAUAUCAUGAGCCAAAGGCAGAGAUCAUGCCUUCAGUUGAGCAUCUCCUUGCUGCUGCUGACAUACAGAAGCUGAUCUUUUUAGACACUGUUGAUGGAGUGGCUAGUUCAUUGCGGCCUUACUGGUCACAAGCAACUGGGGAUCGUGCAGAUGUUGUCCAAGCUAUUCCAUACAUGCUUGAAAUUGUUCCACGAGGAACAUCAAAGGGGAGUGGAGUAAAAUUGCUCCUUGACCAUUUGGGUAUCACUGCAAAGGAGGUAAUGGCCAUUGGUGAUGGGGAAAAUGACAUUGAGAUGCUUGAGUUGGCCUCUCUAGGCAUUGCUCUUAGCAAUGGAUCAGAGAAGACAAAAGCUGUGGCCGAUAUAAUUGGUGCCAGCAAUGAUGAAGAUGGGGUAGCAGAUGCCAUCUAUCGGUAUGCGUUCUAAACUUUUAGGUUCAGGUGUGAAAUUUUGAGUAAAGAUAACAUGAGAUGAUAUCAUUUUCUGGGAUGCAACCUGCCAAUUUUCAUGUUAUUUAUGGUUCUUUCUGAAGAAGGAUUAGGUGGUCCUAGUAGAUUAGAGAAUUUUUCUCUUCUUCCUUUAUUGAUUGAUUGAAUAAAUAGGGCAUUAACUAUGAUUGAGCCUUUUGAAGCAGGGUCCUGAAUAGGUUAUUUUAUCUUAUACAUUUUAUCCCAUUUAUUAUUUCAAUUUGGUAGAGGAUUGUGAGGCUUUUGUGCCAUUCUUUAUUUACGAGAUUAUGAUAAACAUUUUCCUAC